This is a messenger RNA of Paramecium sonneborni, 12604 nucleotides long. The record is from the annotation of a GenBank genome assembly. NCBI's taxonomy places the organism in Eukaryota, Ciliophora, Oligohymenophorea, Peniculida, Parameciidae.
AUGGGUUGUGGAGUUAGUACUAAAAUUAAUAUUCAAGACCCUGAUUAAAAUAAUGAUUAAUCUUUGCAAAUUGAUAAUUCUAAUAAUUAAUAAUAAGAUAUCCAAUAAAUUGAGGCAAAUUAGUAGGAUACAUAAGAACAACAAGAUGGAAUAAGAAGAAUUUUAUAAGAGGAUAUUGAUCUUCCAUGCAAAAAACCUAAACCAAAAUAAACAGAUAAUAAUAUUGAUUAAAUUCAAUUUGAACCUUCUUUAAAUGAACAAUCUUCAAUUCUGAGAAAUGAAAGAUUGUAAAAAUUAAUCAAGUUUGGAAGGGAAUAUGUUAAACUAUUACAUCGUAAUUCUGAAACUGAAUAAUAAAUUAUUAAUGAAAUUGAAUAGUUGAUUUUUUCUAAUUAACUUACUUUACAAGAAUUGAAUGUAAUAUAAUUUUAUUUACUUUUUAGAAAAUAUCUAAAAGAUAUGAUAAAUCAUUGCUUUAAAUAUUAUUCUUGAAAGGUUGUUAAGGAAUUACUUUACUUGAACUCAUUUUAAUUUAUAUAGAAGAUUUUUCAAUAAUCACUCAUUUAUUAUAAGAACAUUAUUUCCCAAUUAAUGAUGAUUUCUAUUUUGUUGCUAUACGAAUUAUUAAUAAAAUUAAACCAUUAAGAAAAAAUGAUAUUCAAGUUCAAUAAUCCAUUGAAUUUAUUAAAACAAUCUCAAAUUUCAAUUAAAUAAAUUAAUUAGCAAUAAAUAAAGAAGCUCAUAUUAUAUUUAAUGGAGUUACUAAUUUUGGAUCAGAAUUCAAUCUAAAAAAUCAAUAUCAUGUUUAAUUAUUAAAUGCAAUUGUGAAAUUGUUUAAAAAAUUCUAAAUUCAUUCAAGUUUGGAAUAUUUAUAUAAAACUGCUAAGAUUGAUAAAAAUUUCACUAAUUUAUCAAUACCAAAGUCUAUACCAAAAGGAGAAUGCAAUUAUGUCAAAUGUUAUAAGAUAGAAUUAGAAUUUCUAAAAAUGAAUUUGUUUCAUUGGAUAGCAUUAAAAAAUGAGUGGAAUCUUUUUAAAUAAUAUGCUAACAAUUAUUAUUAAUAGCCUGAUAUUUCUGGAUAAACUCCUUUUAUGAUUUUUACAGAAAAAGCUCCAUUAAGAAUUAUUUUAGAAUAUAUAACAACAUAUCCUUCAUAACUAAAAUAAGCCAUAAAUUAUUCAACCUUUUAAGGUAAAAAUAUUCUACAUUGCAUUUCUAUGAAUAAAAAUAUUUCAGAAACAAAUUUAAACGAGAUUAUUAAAAUCUUUAAUCAUUUCGAAUCUUAAGAAUCCUUAAAAAAAUUAUUAUAUUAAUCAUUCUAUGAUUAAAUUCCUUUAAUUUCUUAUUUAGAUUCUCAUAAAUAAAUUCUAAAUCCAAUUUGUCAAUUUUUGAGUCAAUUUAUUAUCAAAGAAUUUGAUUUCAACUAAUUUAUAGUUUAAGCUGUGAGACUUUCACAUUUAAUUAAAUAAACUAAAUAUAAAGAUCUUAAAGAAAAUUAAAAGAGUGAAUUCAUAAAAUUAUAUGAUAGAUUCUUUUAUUAUAAAAAGAUAAAAGUAGAACAAAAAGAUGAGGAAAUUGACGACGAAAGUGAUGAAGAUAAUAAGAAGAAAAAUGAAAAGAAAAUUUUAAUCAAACAGAUUCCUUAACCAUAAAUAUUAACAGAAGAGGAUUUUAUUUAUUUACAUUAUAUUUAGCUUGUUAAAUAAGUAAUAAAAAAAGAUUUCAAAGUUAACUUCGAUUGGAUUAACAAUUUCAAUAUUUACACAAGUUAUUUUCCUAAUGAUAUAGGAACUGCUUAAUAAACAUUCAUGAAUAUUUUAUUAAGAAAUGGACAUUAAGAAAAAGUAAAGUCAACUAUUACUUAAAUGAUUUAAUAAAUAAAUUCAAAUAUGGAGACUAAUAAUCCAAAUAUGUUUUCUUUGAAAGCAUAUUUGCUUGCUUAAUUGAUAAGUUUAAAAAAAGAAUAAAAAUAAUAUCCAAAUUAGGAAUUAUUUAAUAGGAUAGAUUCGAUAGUAAUAGAAUAAAUUAGCUAAAAUCCUAUACUAUUGAUCACUUAAAUUUUUGGAAAUACUGAUUUUAGAUCAUUAGAACAUCAAACUAUUUAUUCUUUACUAAUUUAAUUAAAUGAUUAAAAAUUACUAAAAAAAUGUUUAUCUGCUGAAUUGUUAUUCGAUAUAGAUUAGAAGACAAAAUAUUUAAUUUUAAAUACAGCAUUCGAGUUGAAAUAAUUAAAUUCUAAAGAUAACUUGCUUAAUAAAAUAAUAGAUUCCAUAUAAAUUAAAGCUAAAAUCAGAUUAAUUAAAUAUUUUUUUUAGAUUACCUUAAAUAAUAAUUAACAAGAAAUUAAUAAUUAAGAGGAUAAUACAAUAAAUUUUAAAACAUUAAUUUAUCUUGACCUCUAAGAUUAUGAUGCAAAAAAAGCAAUCAUCAAGUAAAUUCUUUAAAAGGAUCAAAAGAAUGAUGAAUUUCAUUAUUUUAGAGCAUAUAUAUCAUAUAAAAAUAUUUUAGUAUUUAACUAAAAUAUAGAAUCUCAAAAGACAUUUUUAGAAAUGCUUAAAUCUAAACCAUCACUCUUUCUAAAUAAAUUCUGGUCUUUGAAAGAUGAAUUUAAUUUUAAUCCUGAAAUAUUAAAUGAAUGUGAAGUGAAAAAAAAAUUUACUAUAUUUGAUUUAAAAUUUGAACAUUAUGAAAAAGCAUUUGAUUGGUAAAUUUGCGGAAUCUUGGCAAAAAUAUAAAAUUCUUAAGUUCCUACUAAUAUAAACAUAAGUAAUUUAAGUCAUAAGUAGAAUGUUAUUCUUAUUUAAAUAAGUCAGAAAAUUUCAUUUGUAGAAGCUUUAGCUUAAUCGAAUAAAUUGAAUUAAGAAUUUUAAAAUUUUAUGUUAAGCUAUUAAAAAGAAAAAAAGUUUAUUAAACCAAAUCUUGUUAAAAUGAUAGAAGCAGAAGCUUUUAACAAUAUCUAAUUUAUAAGCAAUUGGUUCUAAUUAAGUUUAGAUGAACUUAUCGCAUUAUUAGCUAAUUAAUAUUUUUUAUUUGAAAUAAAUGGAAAAUAGAAAGCCUAUACACAUGACAAUUAGAUUGUUGAACAAUUUAAUUAACAACUAUAAAAAUUAUUAGAAAUUUAAAUAUCUUAGUAUGAAUAAAAUUAAGGUGUUAAAUAUAAUUUUUCAAAUAUAAUUUAGUUAAUUUCUCUAUAAAAUUGGAAAAUGUUAGAUGAAAAAACAAAAAAUUCUAUUUAUAAAACUAUCAAUAAAGAAUCUUUAAUUGAUUUAAUUUAUUCGGAAGUAAAUAUUGAAGUCACAUAGUCAAUAAUCAUAGAUAUUUUAUCUAAAGGUUCAAUUGAAUUAAUAUAAAUGGUAAUUAAACAUUGUACAAAAUCAUUACCUAAAAAUUCAAAUAUAAUAAAUUUGAUAAUAAAUUUAGCUCUUAACAUUGAAAAUAAAGAUGAAGAAACUAUAAUUUUGUUAGAAAAGUUAUAUGUAUCUUUCUUUUCACAUAAUGAAAAUUAAGCUCUUCAAUAUCUUCACAAAAUAAAGCUAUAAAGAAAUAAAAUUUAUUAUCUUUAUGGUCUUGUUUUGAAAAAGAGUUAAUCAAUCUAAACAUUAAAUGAAUUAUUAUUCUAUUGUGAAAACAAUUCCUUAAACCUUGAUAAUUAGAUAUAUAAAGUACCUUUGAAAUGUCCAGAAAAUUUAGAAAAUUAUUAUAAGGCUUUAUCUAAAUAAUAUUAAUUAGUUUUUACUAUAUCUUAGUAUUAAGAAUUUUGCAAAUAAGUUGUUUUGACAACAGCUUAAAAAAUUAAACAUCUAAAUUCAUUUAUUGUAAAUGGUCUUUAUGAAAAACUGUAGUUUCUUCUUAGAUAAACUGUUUUUGAUUUUGAGACAUAUAGUACAACUUAUUUUUAAAUUAUAAAAUCAUAUUUAGAAGAAUAAUUAAAUAUAAAAUUUGAGAAUAUAUAUGGCGAUUAAAAAGAUGAUUAUUAAUAAGCAGAUAAUGAUGAAAAUGGAAACGAAAAUAUAUUAAAAAAUAAUAAAAUUUAAUUUUUUGAUCUCUAACAAAAUAAUAUUCAAUUCAAGAAGCUGAGAAAUAAAAGAAGUGAAAUGGAAAUAAAAGAUGAAGCUUAGAAAAUUGUUUAAAACUUUUGUAGAGUAAAUAAUAUAAAUCUUCUCUAAAAAUUAUUUAUUAAAAAAGUUCAUAAAAUACAAUAAAACAUAAGUUAUUAAUAAAGCAAAUUCUUUGGAGAAUAAAAACAAGAUCGAUCAGUUUUAUUUAUGAGUUCUGGAGGAUAAAAAACAGAUUAUCUAAAAUGUAUUGAAUUAAUUUAAAAAUAAUUUAUCCCAAAAAAAGUUAAGUCUAAAACUAUUUUAGCUAAUUAUGAAUUAUAUUCACAAUUAUUAAAUCCUAAGAAUAAAAAAAUAAAAAAAAGUUAAGAAAUUAUUUAAAUAUUAUUGUCAAUAUUUGAAAAAAACAAAUCUCCUAACGCAUUUUUAACUUCAAGAGCAUAAGGUUAUAUAGAUUUAUAUAAUGCAAACAUAAAUUCUAAAUAAUUUAAAGUAGAAUUUCAAUUUCCAUAAAAAUUUUCAUAGUUUUAGAAAUAGUUUUUUUUGGAAAUUUUGUUAACCCUUAAAAAUGAGUCAUAAAAUGAAACAGCGAAUUUAAUUUUAAGAUAAUAACAUGAAAAUAUCAGAUGUGUUAAAUUUCUCUAAAAAUAUUUAAUUGAGUUAGAAAAUAAACGAUUUAACAAUACAACAUUAUUCUAUAUAACCAAAAAAGUGGAUAUAUUAAAAAAUAAUUCAUAUCCUUUGAAUGAACUUAUUUAUAACAAGAAUUCUGAAUAAAUUAAAACUUAAUUUUAUAAUAUGCAAUAUACAACAGACGAAUUAAAUAAAAAUCAAGUAUAUCUUCGAAAAGGUAGACAUGAUCAUAUUACAAAAAAAUAAUAGUUUUCGCAAAAUCAUUUAGUUUCUGCAAUUAUGGGAAAUAAUUACACAUCUAUCAUAUAUGCCUUGAAUCUUCACAUUGAUCCAGUAAAUUGUGCUUUGUCAAAUAAUGUAUUCUAAAUUUUAAUAAUCCAGUAAUGUGAGGUUAAUAUAAUUGAAUAUUUUAAACAAUUUAUUAAAGGUAAAGUAAAUGCUUAUGAGAAGCUUUUAACAAUUAAUGAAAUACCAAUCCUUUAUUAUAUAUUUUACAAAAAAAUGGAGAGAGUAUUUAAAGAAUGUUUUCUUGAUUAUUUAAUUAACUUAUUGGGUAAAGAAUAAGCAAAUAAUUUAAUUAAAAUUUAAUUGCAAUUAUCCUCAAUUUUAACUGAAUAUAAGAUAUAUUAAAUUGCUUUAUUAAAUAAAUGUUACUAUAUUUUGAAUUACUUAGAUGAAAUUAUAACUUAGGAAGAUUUGAUACUUGUAAAUUCACCAUUAAAUUUUGUAUGUCAAAAUGUACCUUAAGAUUUAGAAGAAAAUUCUAAAGAAGAUUUAUUUUAUAAAAAAUAUUUUGAUUUGUUAUAAUUGGCAUCAUAACAAUUAUAUUGGUGUUAGUAUGAAAAAUUAAAGAAAAAAGAUUAAAAAUAGAAAAAUUUAAAGGAAGAGAAUAAAAAGAAAGCAAUGAAAAAAAAGAAAUAGAUAAAUAAAAAAGGAAAAAAGAGUAUUCUAUCAAAAGAAUAAGCUCCUAUUAAAAAAUAUAGAAGCCUAUAUAUUAGGGAUAAAUAAUUAAAUGAACUAAUUUUAUUUGAAUAAGCUUGCUUAAAUUCAGUAUUUAAAUUGAAAGCUUAAAUUAAUCUAAAGAAUAAACUUUUAUCUUUAGAAUUAAGUGAUAAUAAAUUAGAAUGUUUGGAUAAAUAUUAAUAUCCAGAGGAAAUGUUAAAGUAUUUUAUUUAAGGAACUAAAAUUAAAGAUGAACUCUUAAAUUAUGAUGAAAAUUAAGUUUAAAAUUUCUUAAAAAAUUGUUUUUAAUAUUAAAUUAUUCAUAAUCAUAUAGUCUUAGAAUUACUCGAAAUUAAUCCUUUACUUCUUCUAAAAGUUUUAUAAGGAAUACAUUUUACUUUAGAAGUAGCAGUGAUAUUAUAUAUUAAAUUGAAGGAUACUCUUGAAUUUGACAAUUUUUUAAGUUAUCAUAUAAAAAUGUACACUGAUUAUAUUAGAAUUCCAGAACAUGUAGUACCUAUAGAAGGUGAAGUAAUUAGAUAAGAGGUAGAACAUCCUAAAUUAUAAGAAUAUAUGAAACCAUCUGUUGCUUAUAUUUUAAUGUUGUUAAAUAGUAUUAAACAAGACAAAUAUGAUUCAAAAUUAUUGAACUAAAAAUAUAUUUCAACUCCAUUAUUUUAAAGAACUUAUGAUCUAAUAAAAUAAUACACAAAUUAAUAAAAAUUAAUAUAGAUGGAAUAUACAAGCAAUACUUUAUAAUUUUUAAAAGAUUUCUCUUAAAUCACUUUAAAUAUUGAAAAUAGUCAUUUUUAUGAAAAAUUAAUUUCUGAAGAAAAUUGUCGAGAAGCAACUAUUUUAAAAAGCAUAAUCAUUAUUAAGGAAAUUGAAGCAAUUGUUUAUAAUUUUAAGACAUAAUGCUAGAUGUAUCUUAAAGAGAAAAAAUAGGAUAAAUAAUGUAAAAAAAUAUUUUAAGUUUACUUUGGCAAUGAAAAUAUAUAAAUUUUAGAUGAUUGUUUUUGGAUUUAUUUGACUAUAGAAAAUAAUUAGAUAAUUUUAGACUAAACUAAAAUUGAUAAAGUUUUAGAAUUUUUAAGUUAGAAAAAACACUAAAAAUAAUUAGAAUAAUAACCUGUUUUGAUGGAAUAAUUACUAAAAGUUAAAUUUGAAUAAAUGAAAUAAGUUAAUUAAUCUAAAUUUGAUUUUACCUGUUUGAAUUUAGUGGAUUUUGAAAAUUUACCUUAUGAAGACCUUGUAGAUAAAAUAUUAUAAUUAAUAAUACCUUUAGAAAAAUGUGGAUAGUAUGAAAUAGAUGAUUUAUUUGCACCUCAUUAACAUGAAUAAAUUAGAUAACCUGAAUUAACAUAAUAAAUUUCAAUAUAAUAACCAGUAUUAUAAAGAUAAUAAUCUUCUUAAAUUGGUGCUUUAGGUUUAACAAGAUAAGUCUCUACAAGUUAAAGAUAAAAAUUAAAAGAAGAUUUUUAAUUCAUGUUAGAGCUUCUACCUGAUAAUACUUAUUAAGUGAGAUAAAGACAUUAAAAAUUAAAUUAAAAAGAAAUAAUUUUUUCAGAGUUUUAUUAAUUCUAAUAACCAAAUAUAAAGUUGAAUUUAAUUAAAUUAAGUAAAUCAGAAUUUAUAUAAUAAUAUAAUACUAGAAAAGUUAUAUCAAUAGUUGUAUAGAAUCUUUAUAAAUAUAAUGAAUAUUUAGGUAAUCUAAUAGAAGGUCAAUCAUAAUAAGAAGAUUGGAUUAUUGAUUUUCCAUUUUAUAUUUUGGAUAAUUAAAUUAAAUUCUCAGAAUGUCUGUUUGCAACUUAAAGUAUUCAAUUUAUAUAUAAUAAACUUUUUAAAUUUAUUGAACAAGUGUUUUUAUUAUCUGAAAAUGAUAAAAAAGACAAUAAGAAAUUAAUUUGGAGAAUAAAUGCAAUAUCAUUUUUAGAAGUUUUUAUUAGUAAAAUAAUUGAUUUGUAAAAUUAAGAAUUUUCCUGUAUUGAAAUAUAUUCAUUAAUCAACUCAUUAUUGUAAUGGAAGAGCUUAGCUAUGAUUUUAAAUACAUUAAUAUAUCAUAAUCUAGAAUAGGCUUAAUAAGUAUUAAAAGUCAUAAGGGGAGUUUAUGUUGAAUUUAAUGAAAUCCAUGAUUUAGCUUAAUAGAAUUGUUAAUUUAUAGAUACUAAUAGUAUUUUUGAUAAAACAUUUUUAUUUGGAAAUACUUCUUAUUUGCUUUAGAAUUAGAUGCUAAUUAUUAGAUUAAAUGUUAAAAUUGAAUCAAAUACUCAGUAAAUAAUUGAAAUAAAAAACAAUUUAAUGAUUUCAGAUAGUAGAAUUUAAUUGUAUUAUAAUAAUAUUCUAAACAUUUAUGAUUUUUUUAAUUAGAUAUUCAGCGCUGAUCAACUUGUUUAGUUUAUUUUUAAUAAACUUGAAGUAGAUAGAUGUUUGCUUAAUUUUUCAAAUAAGAUAAGUUAAUUUAUAAGUAAAACAAUAACUUUAUCAGUGGAUCAUUUCUAAUUAGUAUAGAUAUUUUCAAAUGAAAUUUUAAGAGCUAUAUCAAUAAAAAAUAAUGAAACAAAAUACAGGGAAUUAGAAAAUAUUUGGUAUAUUUUAAAUGAAUUAUAUGGAUAUUUUACAAGAGACCUCUAUAACUAUUUAGUGAAUUAAUAUCUUACUGAAAAAUUUAAUAAUAUAUUUUAUAUAAGAUUUAGUUGUCUAUUGAAUUCUAUAAAGUAUAAAAAGAAUGUGAAUGAAAUUAUAAAUUCAAAUGUAAGAUAAAUUAUUAAAUCUGAUGGAAGGUUAGUUUUAGAGAAAGUAGGUAAUUUAAAUAAAUAAAUAACCAAAAAAUUAUACUUUAAAUUUGGUUUUUAAUUAAUAACUUCUUUUUAUAUUAGUAAUUGCAAAUUAGGAGAUAUUUGUGCAGUAUGCCAUUAUAAAAAUUCUAGUUUGAAUUUAUUUUAUGGAUAAUUGGUAUGCAACACAAAACCAGGAUUUUUGAUAUUUCAUAAUUUGAAAGAUAAUUCAGCUAAAAGUUAAGAGGAAAUUGUUAGAUUAUAAUAAGCUUAUAUAAUAGGAACAAAUAUUUAAGAUUAAUAACAAAUUAAUUUAGAAGAACUUAAUUCAAUAAUUUUAUUUUAAUCAAGUUGGCCAAAUGAUCCAUUAUUUAAUAAUAGUAUUCUGAAUUUAUUUUUUACUAAUUUUGAAUAAGAUUUAUUUAUCUGUAAUGAAUAAAACUUUAUAAGAUCUAUGAUUGAGAUAUAAAAUGAAAUAGAUGAAAAUGUUAAAUAAGAUAAAUUAGAUGAUUUAUUUGGAAUUGGCCUAACUUCAUCAUAUAGUGAUAUUACUAUAACAUAAAUGACUCCUACAUUUGUAGAUUAAAUUAAUUUCGAUUUCAUUUCUAUGAAUGUAUUUAGAAGAUAAUAAUCAGCUAUAUCUCCAAAUACUGUUUUUGUUAGAAUAAAUGAAAAUUAAUUUGAAUUAGAUCCUCUACCAACUUAAAAUAUUAAUACAGCUUGUUAUUUUGAAUCAAAUGUUAAAAGUUUAAAAUUAUUAGGAAAAUUAAAUAAUUUCAUAAUAUAGCAUAAAGAAUUUCACUAAAUUUAUUUAAUAUUUGAUGAUGAACUUGAUCAAUUUGCUAUUUAAGCAUCUGAAAGAAUAAUUAUUGAAAAUUCUGGUAUUAUUAGUUUCAUAAAAGGUUAUGAAUAAUUUAUUACAAAUUAAAAAUAAAAUUAGAUAAAUAGUUCUUUAUAAAUGUUUUUUGAAGUUGAAUCUAUUUCAUCAAUUAAAAUUAAUAUAAUUAAAAAUUUAAUUUCUAAAGUUGAAAUUAUUUUUGCUCCUUAUAAAGAAGAUCAUGAAACUUUAAUUAAAUUAUAAAAUUAAACACUUUAAAUUUACUCUUUUUUAGAAGAUACUAAAAUGAUUUGUCCUGAAAUUGAAGAAAUUUCUAAUUUCUUCUUUAAUCUUAUUAUAAAUUUUUAAACUUACAAUUUAGAUUCUUUUCUAUUAAAUGAAAAUAAAAUUCAAAUUAUAUUUAACACUAUUCCAGAAUAAGAUUUUGUAAAAAUAUUUGUAGAUAUAAUGUUGAUUGCCUAAUAUUUGCAUAAGCUAUUAUGUAUCAUUGAUAAAGAAAAUCAAAUAAAAGUAAUUAACAUUAAGAACACUACAGAAAUAAUUACUAAGAAUAAAUAUUCAUUUUACUAAUUUAUUGAUGAGUAGAUAAUAUUUAAUUACUUUAGAUAUAAUGAUUUUAGUUUUUCUGAUUUCAUAUUAGAUUAUUUGAACAGAAAUUAAAUAAACUAACAGUUUAAAUAUGAAUAUCAAGUUUCCUAUUCUGGACCUUAAUUACUCUAAUAACCAUUAAUAUUAAAUCCAAGAGAAAUAUUUUAAGAUAUUAAUUAAUAGGAUUAAAUAGAAUUAUUAUCAAUUUUAGAUCGGGAUAUUAUAAUAAAAAAUUAAGAGAAAGCAAAUCCACAAGAAUUUAAGGAAUUAAUAUUGAUUCCAAUAAUAAAUGGGUUUUAUAUCAACUUAUUUUAUUUUAAGAGCUUUUAACAUCCGAUUCUUAAGGAAUAUAAUAAUCAAGAAAAAAAUGAAUUUUAGGUUGAAGAGGAAAUAAGAUUUCUAAUAAAUCCAAUUAACUCUUAAAUAGAUUUAGAUUAAUAAGUAUAAAAAAUAAAAAUAAAAGUAAAAUAUGGAAAAUUAGAAAAAAAAAAAUAUAAUUUAAGUUAAUUGUUGUAUAAAAAAUAAGAAUAAGAAAGUUUAAUGGUAAAAGGAUAAUUUUUAACAAAGAAUUUUAUGCUUGUUACGAUAAAAAGCCAUAGUAGAAUGAAAAUUGAUAUUAAUUAUAAUUUAGGUGGUUUAUCUUAUCAAAAUUAUUAAUUUUCUAAGCAUGUAAAGUUUGAUUAUUAAAUUCAAACUGUUUAAGUUUUAGAGAACACGAUUCAUGUUUCAGUUUAACAUGAUUUAAAAAAUUGUAAGGUUGAACAUGAAAAAGAGGAACACUCAACUUAUGGUAAAGGCGAUCGUAUUUUGAUGAAAAUAGUUUCAAAAAAGGUUAAGGAGAAUCGAAAAGAACAGAAUAUAUAUUAAUAAUUUGAAACUUUAACUCAUUCUAAAGAAUUAUAAACUGGAAAUACAAUAAAUAUUAUUAGUAAUUAAGAUAUAGCUGUAGCUACAAGAGCAGGGGUAUUAAGAAAAGAUUAUAUAGAAUUUAAAGAUGCAAAUUAUAAUUCAGUUGAGUAAUUUUCUUUUAACAGAGCUACAUUUGUUCAUUCUCUAUUUUAUUAGAUAUAAUAUGUACCAAAUUAAGAAAGAAUAGACUAUGGAUUGAAUUUGAUUUGGACUCCUACUUUUAAAGGAAUAUAUCAUUUAUUUAUAGAUGAUGUUAAAAUUGAUGGUCGAUUUAUUGUUUUAGCUAAUGUACCAGAUGUAGAAAAAUCAAAAAUAGAAAUAUAGGAUAAUUUGGAUAUUAUACCAUUCUGUGAAAGAAUAUAAAUAUCUUUUUAUUUGAAGGAUGAAUUUGAAAAUUGUUAUGGAGACAUUGAAAAUUAAAUAUUUAAUGAUUCUAAUUGCAAUGUUAAAAAGGCAUCAGGAAAUUAAUCAAAACUUAAUUUGUCAUAAAAUAAUUUAACUAAAAUUGGUUGUCUAAAUAUAAAUAUUUUAUUUGAACCAUUAGAUAUUUUAGUUUUAGAAGACUAGGUUAUAUUAGAUUUUUUCAUAAAUAAUUAAUUAAAGAAAAGUAUUAAAAUUUUAUAUUAAUAGGUUAAAAAUUGAAACUCUAAGGUUUGGGUUUAGAAAAAAGAAAAUAACGCUUAUAAGAUGAUAUUAAUUAAGUUUGGAAACCAACUCGUUAUGAUUUGAAUAUUAGUCGUGUUAAUUUCUUAGAAGAUCUUUUAGAAUUGACAGAAAAAAGACUUAAUUAUUCAUUCAGCAUUAAAUUUGCAAAUGAACCAGGUAUUGAUGCAGGUGGUUUAAAGAGAGAAUUUUAUGAUAUGAUUGGUAAUACACUUAAAGAUGAGAAUUAUAAAUUCUUUUCUCCAGUAUCAUCAAAUUAAAGUAAAUAUUUUUUGCAUCCAAAAUUUAAUAAACAAAAAAAUAAAGAAAGAUAUGCAUUAUUAUUUGGAAAAGUAAUUAUAUAUUUUAAUAAAGUUAAUUGCUAAUGCAAUAGGUAAUUCUUAUCUUAUAGGAAUUGAUAUAAUAGCACCAUUUUGGAAAGUUGUAUUUGAUGAAUAAAUAGUAUUUUCAGACUUAAGUCUUAUUUGGGAUAAAAAUACUUAUAAUAAUUAUGAAAAAUUGAAGAGUUUAAGUGAAGAAGAAUUAGAAUCUGUUUGUCUUGUGUUUACAUAUUCUUCAGGAAAUACUGAGAUAGAAUUGAUAACUAAAGGAUCAUAAACAAACGUUUCUUAGAAAAAUUUAGAAUUAUAUCUCAAUAAAACUGCAGAAUAUGUUAUAUAUAAAUAAUUUGAUAAAAUAUACAAAUCAUUUAUUGAAGGAUUUUAAUCAAUAUUAGACAUACAAGUAUUUCUUAUUUAAUUAUUAUGUAUAGAUAUGUAAAAAAUGGUUAAUGCCUUAUGAAAUGUCUCUUUUGACUUAAGGAUUAUUAGAAAUUAAGUCUGAUAUACUUCUCUAAAAAUUUCAUUUUAGUGGAGGAAAACCAUAACAUAAAUCAUAUUUCGAGACUUAUAUUACUUAAGCAUCUUCUGAAACUCUUAAAAAUAUGUUGAAAUUUAUUACAGGUAAUAUAUAGAUAUUAAAAAUUUAGGAUCAUCCUCUAUUCCUUUUGAUCAAAGUUCUUAUGUUAUUACUGUCAGAUUCGAAUAAGGACUUUCAGAUAGAAAAUUACCACUUAGUCAUACCUGUUUUAAAUCGAUAGAAGUACCUCUUUAUAAAAGUUUUACUGAACUUAAAUAGAAAUUAGAUAUUGCCUUCACUAUUGGAUUUGAAGGCUAUGCAUUUGGUUGAAAUUGAGUUUAUAAUUUAAUAAAUAAAUAUCAUGA